Molecule: messenger RNA, 2208 nt
Organism: Parathielavia appendiculata
Lineage: Eukaryota; Fungi; Ascomycota; Sordariomycetes; Sordariales; Chaetomiaceae
Exons: 1
Coding region: 367-2097 (576 amino acids)
Cellular component (GO): mitochondrion
Molecular function (GO): D-arabinono-1,4-lactone oxidase activity; FAD binding
Source: RefSeq, a predicted model, not a curated record
CGGAUGAGAAGGAGAGGAUCGAGGGCUUCGUGGCCGAGGGCAAGCCCCUGGACGAGGUCUCGCGUGACUUCGACCUAUGCGUGAGCCUUGGAGUUCGCGAGUAUCUAGAGCACCUCAUUGGCAUGGACUUUGCCAUGAUCUCGUCCUCCUCGGGUGUCCAAGUCUUCACGAACAGGCUCACUGGCCAGCAACCGGUUCCGACAGAGGUUGAGGGUCUCAGCGGGAGGCGCCGGUUCGACUGGCUGAAAGACAAGGACAACUUGUUUCGCGCAUUCCUCCACCGACUAAAGGACUUGUUCACCGGCCAUCUGAUCGAGCACAAUGUUGUGGUAAGUGGAUCGGGAACUCGCAAAGAAAGAGAGACUGAUGGGUCCAAAGGUGUACCAGGACAUCAAGUUCGAGAACUGGGGCCUCGACAUCGACUAUGUCCCUCGCUACACCUGCAUCCCCAACUCAGUUGCCAGCGUGCAGCGGAUCGUCAAGUACGCCAAGAAACACAAUAUGCGCGUCCGCUGUGCCGGGUACCGCCACUCGUGGGCACCCAUCUAUGGCGACCACGGGCAGAUCACCAUCUCGCUGGUCAACCUGGCCGAAGCCACCAAACUUCCCAAUUUCACCGCCCUCUCCAAGCUUCUGCCGGAGUGGCUCCUCCACCGAAACGGACUCCAGACCAUCGAGGUCGUCUCCGGCAAGCCCCGAGUGGAGGGCAAUGCUCUGGUGCGCGUGGGAGCCAGCACCACCAACGAACAACUGCGGCGCUGGUGCGUCGAGAAUAACAAGUACACGUACCCGCUGAACGUGAUCAUGGUCGAGAUGACGCUGGGCGGCAGCAACGCGCCCAUCUGCCACGGUGCCGGCCGCAGGCACCAGACGCUGAGCGACCUCGUCCGCAAGGUCGAGUACGUCGACUGCAACGGCCGGCUCCAGGUCGUCACCGACCCGCACCACCUCCGCGCCGCGGCCGGCUGCUUUGGCCUGAUGGGCGUCAUCACACACCUCACGCUAGAAUUCGCGCCCAUGACCUACGCCCUGAUGCAACCCAAGAAACUCCCCGUGGUCCGCGCCAUCCCGCCCCCGGCCGACCUCCCCGAAUCCGCCAUCCCGCCCGCCCUCCGCAUGCCAAACCUCACCCCAGCCGACCGGGCCUCCGACCUCGCCCGGUUCAAGGACAUGGCCGCCAACUGGUACUACUCGGAAUGGUUCUGGUUCCCCUACGCCGACCAAUGCUGGGUGAACUGCUGGAACAACACGACCUCCCCUGAGGGCGCCGAGGAAUACCCCUCACCAACGCAGACCUUUCUCAUGUUCCUCUCCCAGUUCACCACCAAUGUGCUGCAGAACGCGCCGGUACUCACCGAGCUGAUCCAGACCCUCCACCUGUCCGAAGCCGCCGUGACGCUGCUCUCCGAGGCCGCCAUGCUCGCCCUCCCGGAAUUUGACUACCCUCCGGGCCUAAAAACCUACCUGCCCAACGCGCUGCACUUCCAGCGCGGCAUCCAAAACGUCAGGGUGCUCAACGUCGAGGUAGCCAUCGCCUUGCCUCCAGUUCCUGCGGCGGCAUCAUCAACACCCCGGGCUGAUGUGUCGGGGGGGAAACCUCAGCAGCAGCAGCCGGACUGGGAAGUCGUGCAGCGGGCGUGGUGGCACGCCAUCCUGACAUGCUACCGGCACAGCCGGACCGCGCCGCAGAGCAUGCCGCUCGAGAUGCGCAUCACGGGCGGGAGCGAGAUGCUCAUGGCGCCGCAGCGCGGAAACGGGCUGGGAACGUGCGCCAUCGAGGUGCUGACCCUCGAGGCCGCGCGGGAGUUGUGGCUGCCGUAUGCCGAGGAGGUGGUGGACGGCUGGUUGCGCCUAAGGGAUUCUGAGGGAAAGAGGGUCAAAGUCAGGCCGCAUUGGGCGAAGCAGUGGAUGGGGCUCAAGGUCGGGGAGGGUGGUGGGAGGCAGUGGGCCGAGCAGUUGAAGGAGGAGUACGAAAAGGAGCGGCGCGAGUUUUUGGGUGUGCUAGGGGAGAUUGGGAAGAGGCAUGGCUGGGGACUGCAGGAUCUGCGGAGGAGGUUUGGAAAUGAGUUCUUGGAUUGGUUCUAUUUUGAGGAUUGAUGUCAGUGAUGAAGACCUAGAGUGAGUGGUGGACUUUGCAGGAGAGGGAGGCAGGGCCAGUGUGCUGGUCGGCGACGUGCUGUUUUGAGUCCCAGGGUUCUUCCAUCUUUU